AUGGCAGUCACUGAACGGGCCCAUAACGAUCAUAAUAUAUUGGUCAGGGGCCACGGAAUGAAAGAGAUCUAUCGCUCUUGGUGCCGUGUACAUCUGAACCGGGAGAUUACCUUGCAAACUAAAAAAGAAACUGUAGCCACUAAAAAGCUAAAUGCCUCUGUAUCUCUGUUAAAACCUGCAUUAUCUUCACUGGACUUCAUCUCCUGGAACACAAAACUGGACUUACAGUCGAAGCUGCAGCCUACCUUUGAAUCAGCUCAAAGUCUACUGAACAUCCACAUCCUAUAUUUUCAGGCCAUUUCCGUCAACAAAAUGAAGGUCUUGGCCAUUGCUAUCACCUUGUGCCUCGCAGUGCUGUACACUCAGGCUUUACCAGCCGAAAUGCCAUCUUCACCACUGCUGCUGAGUCGGGCGGCCAGGUCACCUCGGUUCCAUCCCCGAGACUGUGUCCCGUGCAAUUGUAAAACCAAGAUCACUCACAUUACCAUACUCGAACAUGAAGUCAGGCCAACAGCCGCAAGGUUCGGCGGUCACGGAGGCGGCCGCCCGUGCUGCCCAUGCCCUGGAGUUCCCUUCUGAUGCCGCUGUUUCUCAUGGACCGAUGGCGUCAAUCUUCUCAAUAUGUUCUAGACGGAAAAUCAUAAAAAUAAAAAAUACAAAAACACUGAGCAACCCAAAUGUUAUACCAUUAUUGAAUGUAUUCAUAUGCAAAUAAAAUUGGAGUAACUAAC
Molecule: messenger RNA, 731 nt
Organism: Penaeus chinensis
Lineage: Eukaryota; Metazoa; Arthropoda; Malacostraca; Decapoda; Penaeidae
Exons: 6
Coding region: 1-579 (192 amino acids)
Source: RefSeq, a predicted model, not a curated record